GGGGGACUAUAGAUCCAGUGUGGAAAGCGUAAUUGUGCAAGGGCUAACUGCUAUCUCUGCAAACGCUGAACCUGCUAAAGUCUUGCUACGACUAGAGAGCACAGAAGCGAUGAAGCCAAAAUCAAGACAACAACAUCAAAUCGAAAACAAGUCGACAACGUACGAAACUCACUACACUCAAGCUCUUGAAAACUUCUUCGCGAUCCAAUGGGGAAAACCCAAGCUGGCGGCACUAGACCCACUCAAGCACUUAGCAAAGUCGCAGACGGCGAUCCAGUACAAUUUCAGCUCUGACCCCGCUUCAUUAACUAGCCCAAUGCGGAGUUAUUUGGAACGGACAGCCGAGCUUCUCAAUACAACAGGCACCAACCUCCCUGCAAGUG
This is a messenger RNA of Phytophthora nicotianae INRA-310, 383 nucleotides long. RefSeq lists its product as hypothetical. The transcript has a single exon. The record is from RefSeq and is a predicted model, not a curated record. Lineage: Eukaryota; Oomycota; Peronosporomycetes; Peronosporales; Peronosporaceae. The annotation marks the transcript as partial.